UCCAUCUGCAGCAGCGAUAUCUUAUUGCAUCGUUCUGCUGGAGAGUCAGAAAUCGACAGCACUUGAGAGGAAGUGUCCCAUGUGAUAAUUUCACAGCAAAGUCAGUAAUUUUUAAGGAUUGGAAUCUGACAUGGCAUACAGAAAAUCCAGACUUCACCCCAUGUUUUCAGAACACGGUCCUGGUCUGGAUUCCGUGUGUUUACCUGUGGGUCUGCUUUCCAGUGUACUUCCUAUACCUUCGUUGUCAUGACAGGGGAUACAUACAAAUGUCAAACCUCAACAAAGCCAAAACAGCUUUGGGCUUAAUACUGUGGAUAGUCUGCUGGGCAGACCUUUUCUACUCUUUCUGGGAAAGAAGUCAAAAUAUUUUUCGAGCUCCGUUUUUUCUCGUUACGCCUACAGUAUUGGGUAUAACAAUGUUGCUUGCCACAUUUUUAAUACAAUAUGAAAGGUUAAAAGGAGUCCAGUCUUCAGGUGUAAUGAUGAUUUUCUGGCUCAUCUCAUUGUCAUGUGCCACAGUGGUUUUUAGAUCCAAAAUACAUGCCUUAAAUACGGGUGCUGAAGUGGAUGCAUUUCGUUAUGUCACCUUCUGCAUCUACUUCACGCUAUUAUUUGUACAGCUCAUCCUGUGUUGUUUUCCAGAACGACCUCCUUUGUUUUCUGAAACAGUGAACGAUCCUAAUCCAUGUCCAGAGUUCAGUGCUUCUUUCCUCUCCAGAAUCACAUUCUGGUGGAUCACUGGGUUGAUGAUUCAGGGUUAUCGGAGACCUUUGGAAGCCAAGGAUUUGUGGUCAUUAAAUAAAGAGGACAAAUCGGAGGAGGUAGUGCCAGGUUUGGCUAGAAACUGGGCAAAAGAGUGGGCAAAGACCAAGAGGCAACCAUUAAACAUGUUGUACUCGUCCAAAAAGCAGCAAAAAUCAAGUGACUCAAAUGGUGAUGCUACAGAAGAGGCUGAAGCUUUGAUUAUAAAACCAUCUCAGAAGAGCUCUGAAGCAUCUUUAUUCAAAGUGUUAUAUAAAACCUUUGGACCAUAUUUUCUCAUGAGCUUCCUGUUCAAAGCUGCACAUGAUCUCUUGAUGUUUGCAGGCCCACAAAUUCUGAAGUUGCUGAUCAACUUCGUAACUAACAAAGCUGCCCCAAACUGGCAAGGUUACUUUUAUACAGGGCUGAUGUUUGUUUGUGCCUGUCUUCAGACACUGAUUCUUCACCAGUAUUUUCAUAUUUGCUUUGUAACUGGGAUGAGGCUCAAAACAGCUAUUGUUGGUGUAAUUUAUCGAAAGGCACUUGUUAUCACAAAUUCUGCUAGAAAGGCUUCUACCGUGGGUGAGAUUGUGAAUCUAAUGUCUGUGGAUGCUCAGAGAUUCAUGGACUUGGUUACCUAUAUAAACAUGAUUUGGUCUGCACCUCUCCAGGUGAUAUUAGCACUGUACUUACUGUGGCAGAAUUUAGGUCCUUCAGUACUGGCAGGUGUGGCUGUCAUGAUUCUUCUGGUUCCAGUAAACGCUGUGAUGGCAAUGAAGACAAAAACCUAUCAGGUGGCUCAAAUGAAGAGCAAAGACAACAGAAUUAAGCUGAUGAAUGAAAUUCUCAAUGGGAUUAAAGUUCUGAAACUUUAUGCUUGGGAAUUAGCCUUCAGAGAGAAGGUAUUAGAAAUCAGACAGAAAGAACUCAAAGUCCUAAAAAAAUCUGCUUACCUUGCUGCAAUGGCAACCUUCACUUGGGUUUGUGCUCCUUUUUUGGUUGCAUUGUCCACGUUUGCUGUGUACGUCAAAAUAAACAAGAACAACGUCUUGGAUGCUCAGAAGGCGUUUGUUUCCCUAGCAUUAUUCAACAUCCUCAGGUUUCCAUUGAACAUUCUUCCUAUGGUUAUCAGCAGCAUAGUAGAAGCCAGCGUUUCCUUGAAGCGCCUUAGGGUCUUCCUGUCUCAUGAAGAGUUAGAUCCAGACAGCAUAGUCCGGGGUUCCGUUACAGAACCUGAAGGAAGCAUUGUUGUAAAGAAUGCAACGUUUAGCUGGUCCAAAAAUGAUCCUCCUUUACUGAACAGCAUUAACUUCACUGUUCCUGAAGGCUCCUUGGUAGCUGUUGUUGGUCAAGUUGGCUGUGGAAAGUCUUCAUUGCUGUCUGCAUUACUCGGGGAGAUGGACAAAAAGGAAGGCCACGUGGUUGUCAAGGGCUCAGUAGCCUAUGUUCCUCAGCAAGCCUGGGUCCAAAAUGCAACUUUGGAAGAUAAUAUUAUCUUUGGAAAGGAGAAGAAUGAGAGCCGGUACAAGUGUGUGAUUGAGGCUUGCGCGCUGCUGCCUGAUAUCGAGAUUCUUCCUACGGGAGACAAAACAGAAAUAGGAGAAAAGGGUGUGAAUUUGUCUGGAGGACAGAAACAGCGAGUCAGUCUUGCUCGGGCGGUUUACUGUAAUGCAGAUAUCUGUCUACUUGAUGAUCCUUUAUCAGCUGUUGACGCUCAUGUUGGGAAACAUAUUUUUGACAAAGUUAUUGGACCAAAAGGAAUCCUGAAAAAUAAAACACGGGUUUUGGUAACCCAUGCAAUCAACUAUCUGCCUCAGGUGGAUACAAUUCUGGUAAUGACUGAUGGAGAAAUCUCUGAGAUGGGCUCCUACCAGGAGCUGCUGAAGCAAGAUGGGGCUUUUGCUGAGUUUCUUCGUACAUAUGCUAAUGCUGAACAAAGCAUGGAGAACAGUGAUACAAAUAGUCCAUCUGGAAAGGAAGGAAAGCCUGUAGAAAAUGGAGUCCUUGUGAAUGAAGCCUCUGGAAAGUUGGUGCAUAGGCAACUCAGUAACUCUUCAACAUACAGCAGAGACACUGGGAAGUCACAGCACCAGAGCAGCACAGCAGAGCUGCAGAAGCCACUUGCUGAAAAGAAUUCCUGGAAACUGAUGGAGGCUGACACAGCGAAGACUGGGAGGGUAAAGGCAACAGUGUACUGGGAGUACAUGAAAGCAAUUGGACUCUUUAUCUCUUUCUUAAGCAUUUUCCUCUUCAUGUGUAAUCAUAUAGCCUCCCUGGCUUCCAACUACUGGCUAAGUUUAUGGACAGAUGAUCCUGUUAUCAAUGGAACACAGCAGUACACAGAUGUCAGACUGGGAGUGUAUGGAGCGCUGGGAGUUUCUCAAGGUAUUGCUGUGUUUGGCUACUCGAUGGUUGUGUCAAUAGGGGGAAUAAUUGCUUCACGACACCUGCACCUUAACCUGCUGCACGAUGUCCUCAGGUCUCCAAUGAGUUUCUUUGAACGUACACCCAGUGGAAAUCUGGUGAACCGUUUCUCUAAGGAGAUAGAUACCAUUGACUCCACCAUUCCACCAGUCAUCAAGAUGUUCAUGGGCUCGACGUUUAAUGUGAUUGGGGCUUGUAUCAGCAUUCUACUGGCCACACCUAUAGCUGCCAUCAUUAUUCCACCUCUGGGACUUAUCUACUUGCUUGUGCAGAGAUUUUACGUGGCCACUUCUCGCCAGCUCAAACGCCUUGAGUCUGUCAGUCGUUCUCCUGUGUAUUCUCACUUCAAUGAGACCCUCCUGGGAGUCAGUGUCAUUCGAGCCUUUGAGGAGCAGAAACGUUUCAUAAAGCAGAACGACAUGAAAGUGGAUGAAAAUCAGAAAGCUUAUUAUCCAAGCAUUGUUGCAAACAGGUGGCUGGCUGUCCGUCUGGAGUACGUGGGGAACUGUAUUGUCCUCUUUGCAGCAUUGUUUGCAGUGAUGGCACGCAACAAACUCAGUGCAGGACUGGUUGGCCUCUCAGUGUCCUACUCACUGCAGAUUACAGCAUACUUGAACUGGCUAGUUCGCAUGACGUCUGACCUGGAAACCAACGUUGUUGCUGUUGAAAGAGUCAAAGAAUACUCUGAAAUGGAGAAGGAGGCUGAAUGGAGUAUUGAACAAACUGCCCCAGCGAGCACAUGGCCCGAGGAAGGGAAGGUUGAGUUUCGAGGCUACGGUUUACGUUACCGGGAAGACUUGGAUUUGGUUCUGAAAAACAUAAAUGUUACCAUAAAUGGGGGUGAGAAGAUUGGAAUAGUUGGAAGAACAGGAGCUGGAAAAUCCUCUCUUACUUUAGGUUUGUUUCGGAUUAAUGAAGCGGCUGAAGGAGAAAUAAUUAUUGAUGGAAUUAAUAUUGCAAAGAUAGGGCUCCAUGACUUGCGCUUCAAGAUCACCAUCAUCCCUCAGGAUCCAGUAUUGUUUUCUGGCUCUCUGCGUAUGAAUCUUGAUCCUUUUGACCAACACUCUGAUGAAGACAUUUGGAGGUCUUUGGAACUGGCUCACCUGAGAAACUUUGUAUCGUCCCUUCCUGAUAAACUUAAUCAUGAGUGUGCUGAAGGUGGAGAGAACCUUAGUGUGGGACAGCGCCAGCUGGUGUGCCUGGCACGAGCUCUGCUCAGGAAGUCCAAAAUCCUCGUUCUAGAUGAAGCCACAGCUGCUGUUGAUCUGGAAACGGAUAAGCUUAUACAGUCAACAAUAAAGUCUCAAUUUGAAGAAUGUACUGUAUUAACUAUAGCACAUCGUCUGAACACAAUCAUGGACUACACAAGAGUUUUAGUCUUGGACAGAGGAGAAGUGGUGGAAUGUGGUAGCCCAGAUGACCUACUUCAGGAAAAAGGCAUUUUCUAUAGCAUGGCCAAAGAUUCAGGCUUGGUGUAACAUUUGAACUUGGUUAGUUUGUGUGGGGAAGAGGGAGGUGGUACAUUCAGAGAACUGUAACUUCCCCUCAGCUGAUGUGAACUGUACAGUUCAGUGUCAGACCUAGUGAGGUCAGCCAGAGCAUGGUGAUGGAAGGAACAUAAAAAUGCAAUUUUUUUUUUUAUUUUUAUUCUCCUUAGUAUUGAUUUUAGCC
Molecule: messenger RNA, 4836 nt
Organism: Tauraco erythrolophus (red-crested turaco)
Lineage: Eukaryota; Metazoa; Chordata; Aves; Musophagiformes; Musophagidae
Source: RefSeq, a predicted model, not a curated record